UUUUUCUAACUUUAAUUUUCUUAUCACCGUCAUUCGGCGUUUUUCAUGAUCAUACUAAUUAACCAUCUCUCACCGUUUGAUCACAUUCCAACCUCCAUUCUCAUCCCUUGAUCACCUUCUUAUCCGUAAUACAUCAUUUCUUGUGCAGUUGCAGUAGAUGUGGAAAUAGAGGAAAAUAUAAAAAGGCAUAUAUAUAAACCAACCACAGAUACUUUGACUCUCUAAUCUGUCUCUCAUUAUAGUACAGAAAACCCUUUUCUAUUUCUCUAUCUGAAAAUCACUGCACCAUAAAGACCAGGUUUUUGAAGCAACAUUUGUGAAAAUGGAAAAUGGGGUAGUAAUGGUAGAUAAUAAGAUUGCGGAAGAAAGACUUGCCAAUGAGGAAGUGAAGGUGAGGUUUGCUGGUGAUUCCGGUGAAACAGAAGAACCAGUAGGUGAGGUUUUUGAGGAGGCAAGUGCAACACUGGAGAAUUUGCAAGAACAGGGAGAAAAAUCUGGAGUGGAUGAAGGCGGUUUAGUUGAGGAUGCAAUUGGAAAUGUUGAGACAUUUGGCGAUACUGGUUCAGUGGUAGUUAAGGAGAACUUGAAUUUAGAACCUGAAGCAGAGACCUUUCAAGAGGCUAUUGAAACUCAGGAGAACGCCGUUCCAAGUGAGGUUGGAACUCAGGAGGCUGUGGCAGAGUUGGUGGACCAGCAGAAAGGUGAGAGUGUUGGUGGUGGUGUGGUGUUGGAUAAGAUUGACGAGGGAGGGACUGAAAUGGGCAAAAAGAAUGAUGAAUUGAAAGGUGGGAAGGAAGUACCUGAAAUCAGUGGUACUGGAGAAGCAGAAGUUCCGAUGGAUGAGGAAAAAAGAAAUCUUAAGUCUGAUUCAGGAAUGGAGAUGCCUGUAAAAGGAGUUACUGAUCAGGGAAAAGAGAGUACGGAAGUGAAAUGUGCCACAGCUGAUCUUGGUUCAGUAGACGGAGAUGAAGAUGAAAAGGUUUUCGCUGCCGUGGAGUUGGAGGAUAACAUGAACGGAGAACUAAAAGAUUUAUUGAAUGCUAGAGACAUGAAGCUUAAUAGUGAGAUUGAUGAACUGAAAGAUGGGCUAUCUGAGCCAAGGAAAUCUGUUGAAGAGACAGUUGCUUCUGCAGAUGAACUAAAAGAUUUAUUGAAUGCUAGGGACAUGAAGCUUAAUAGUGAGAUUGAUGAACUGAAAGAUAGGCUGUCUGAGCCAAGGAAAUCUGUUGAAGAGACAGUUGCUUCUGCAGAUGAACUAAAAGAUUUAUUGAAUGCUAGGGACAUGAAGCUUAAUAGUGAGAUUGAUGAACUGAAAGAUAGGCUGUCUGAGCCAAGGAAAUCUGUUGAAGAGACAGUUGCUUCUGCAGAUAGAAACUUAUCCUCUUCAGAAAAGUUUGCAGAUGAGAGGAAUGAGAAGAUUGAGGCUGGUAAAGCUGAUAAGAUUGACGAAGCAGGUACUGAAAUGGGCGAAAAGACUGAUGAAUUGAAUGGUGGGAAGGAAGCACUUGAAAUCAAUGGUACCGGAAAAACAGAAGUUCCAGGGGACGAGGAAAAAAGAAGUCUCAAGUCUGAUACAGUAAUUGAGAUGCCUGUAAAAGGAGAUACUGAUCAGGGACAAGAGUGUACAGAAGUAAAAGGGGCUACAGCUGGUCUUGAUUCAGUGGAUGGUGGAGAUGAAGAUGAAAUCAAUGGUACCGGAGAAACAGAAGUCCCAAGGGAUGAGGAAAAAAUAAGUCUCAAGUCUGAUACAGCAAUUGAGAUGCCUGUAAAAGGAGAUACUGAUCAGGGAAAAGAGUGUACAGAAGUAAAAGGGGCUACAGCUGGUCUUGAUCCAGUGGAUAGUGGAGAUGAAGAUGAAAAAGCAAAUAAGGCUUUUGCUGCUAUGGAGGUGGAGGAUAACAUGAAUGGAAAAGUAGAACAUUUAUCAUAUGCUAGGGACAUGAAGCAUAAUGGUGAGAUUGAUGAACUGAAACAUACGCAAUCUGAGCUGAGUAUAUCUGUUGAAGGAACAGUUGCUUCUGCAGUUGGAAACUUGUCCUCUUCAGAAAAGUUUACAGAUGAAAGGAAUGAGAAGAUUGAGUCGGGUAAAGCUGAUUUGAGGACAGAGGUUCAUGAUGGUUUUCAAUCUCGGCUCCCUGAUGAAAUGGUGGGUAAUAAAUGUCAAGAUAUUAAUUUUGUGAUUGAACAUUCUGAUGAUAAAGCAGAGAAAAAUCAACAAGAUAAGCAAAGCACCCAAGUGACCAUAGAGCAGGAAGUGCAACAUGCUCCAGGAUCUUCAGUGUCUGCUAAAGCCAAAGAAUUUGGGAAAAAAGUGGACAUGGCUCAGGAGCCUAAGCCAAACAACUCUGUCACUAGAGAAUGUGAAAUUCUACCUGCUCCAGCAUUGUCAUCAUCUGUUAAAUCUACUAACCCUGCUAUCUCUUCUCAUCCUGCUGGCCUGGGGCGCGCUGCUCCAUUAUUGGAACCUGCCGCCAGGGUGGUGCAGCAGCCUCGUGCAAAUGGAAGUGUCUCUCAGGCACAGGCACAGGCACAGGCACAACAAAUUGAAGAUACUGGCAAUGUGGAGGCUGAGGAGAAUGAUGAGACUCGCGAAAAGCUUCAGUUGAUUAGAGUUAAGUUUUUGAGGCUUGCAAAUAGGCUCGGGCAGACUCCCCAUAAUGUUGUUGUGGCACAGGUUUUGUACAGACUAGGAUUAGCUGAGCAGCUCCGGGGGAGAAAUGGGGGCCGGGUUGGUGCCUUCAGCUUUGACCGUGCAAGUGCUAUGGCUGAACAGCUUGAGGCAGCUGGAAAUGAACCCCUUGAUUUCUCCUGUACAAUUAUGGUCCUUGGGAAGACCGGAGUUGGUAAAAGUGCUACUAUUAAUUCAAUAUUUGAUGAAGUCAAGUUUGGCACUGAUGCUUUCCAGACUGGUACCAAAAAGGUUCAGGAUGUUGUGGGUACUGUGCAUGGUAUCAAAGUUCGUGUAAUUGACACACCAGGCCUUCUUCCUUCCUGGUCUGACCAAUGCCAGAACGAGAAGAUCCUUCACUCCAUUAAGCGUUUCAUUAAGAAAACACCUCCAGAUAUUGUGUUGUACCUUGAUAGGUUGGACAUGCAAACGAGGGAUUUUGGUGAUAUGCCCCUCUUGCGUACCAUAACUGAGGUCUUUGGUCCCUCUAUAUGGUUUAAUGCAAUUGUGGUUUUGACCCAUGCAGCUUCUGCUCCACCAGAUGGUCCUAAUGGUACUGCUUCUAGCUAUGACAUGUUUGUCACUCAACGUUCUCAUGUUGUACAGCAGGCUAUUCGUCAGGCAGCUGGGGAUAUGCGACUCAUGAAUCCUGUUUCAUUAGUGGAGAAUCACUCUGCAUGUAGAACAAAUAGGGCAGGCCAGAGAGUAUUGCCAAAUGGUCAGGUCUGGAAGCCUCAUUUGUUGUUGCUUUCCUUAGCAUCUAAAAUUCUAGCCGAGGCAAACACGCUUUUGAAGUUGCAAGAUACUCCCCCAGGAAAGCCUUUUGCUACUCGAGCAAGAACACCUCCUUUACCUUACCUUCUUUCAUCUCUUCUUCAAUCAAGACCGCAAGUUAGGCUUCCUGAAGAGCAGUAUGGUGAUGAGGAUGGAUUAGAUGAUGAUUUGGAUGAAUCCUCCGACUCCGAGGAUGAACCAGAAUAUGAUGAGCUGCCACCUUUCAAGCGGUUGAGUAAAGCACAAAUAGCAAAGCUUAGUAAAGCUCAGAAAAAAGCAUAUUUUGAUGAGUUGGAAUAUAGAGAAAAGCUUUUUAUGAAGAAGCAACUGAAGGAAGAGAAAAAGCAGCGAAAGAUGAUGAAGAAAAUGGCUGCUGCAGCCAAGGAUCUGCCAAGUGAGUAUGGUGAAAAUGCAGAAGAAGAAAGUAGUGGUGCUUCUUCUGUUCCAGUUCCCAUGCCAGAUUUGGCGUUGCCUGCUUCUUUUGAUUCUGAUAAUCCAACUCAUCGCUAUCGUUCCCUUGAUUCCUCCAACCCAUGGCUUGUUAGGCCAGUUCUAGAUACUCAUGGUUGGGAUCAUGAUGUUGGUUACGAAGGUAUUAAUGUCGAAAGACUGUUCGUUGCAAAAAAGAAAUUUCCUAUUUCAUUUUCUGGCCAGGUUACAAAGGACAAAAGGGAUGCCAAUGUCCAAAUGGAACUGGCCAGUUCUUUAAAGCACGGGGAAGGUAAAGCAACUUCAUUGGGUUUUGAUAUGCAGACUGUUGGAAAGGACUUAGCCUAUACACUGCGCAGCGAGACCAGGUUUAGUAAUCUGAAGAAGAAUAAGGCAAUGGCUGGCAUCUCAGUUACACUCUUAGGUGAUGCACUAUCAGCUGGAGUGAAAUUUGAAGACAAACUGAUUGCUAAUAAGCAGUUCCAAGUAGUCAUGGCUGGGGGUGCUAUGACUGGACGUGGCGAUCUUGCUUAUGGGGGCAGCUUGGAAGCACAAUUGAGGGAUAAAGAUUACCCUUUGGGUUGCUCCUUAUCUACACUUGGCCUAUCUAUCAUGGAUUGGCAUGGAGAUCUUGCCAUUGGAUGCAAUAUACAGUCACAGGUGCCUGUUGGACGGUCUACGAAUCUAAUAGCUCGUGCCAAUCUGAAUAACAAAGGUGCAGGACAAGUCAGUUUACGAAUAAAUAGCUCUGAACAGCUUCAGGUUGCUUUGAUUGCUGUCCUUCCUUUACUGAAAAAACUAUUUGAAUAUUCACAUCAAGUGCAGUAUGGACAAUGAUGAGAAUUAGGUUGCUACGGAUAAGACAAAUUUUUAAAAAUGGCCAACUCUCUGUGGUCUUUCAAGAGGUGAGUGAAACUCUGAAAGUAAGGUGCUGAAAUUUCUAUAAUAUUUUUCUACCAUUUCUUUUAUCUUUGCUGGAUAUGGUGAUUGUAGUUUUGUUGUUUAGAUAUUUUGCAUAAUAAGGUUAUUUUUGUUCCCAUGAAAUCAUCCUCUCCUCAAUCAAGAGUUGCUUCUUUUCUCACUUUCCUACAUUAUUAAUAUACUAUAGGAUAAAUCGCCAGAAUAUUCUACAAAUAGGUGUAUUUACAUGUAUAUAAUUAAUGAUGAGGUGGCAUUUCAAUAUUCAUCAUGGCCGGAAUUAGAAAUGUAGUUGCACAUUAUAAAAGAUCACUUGCAAGGGGGUUAACUUGCAGGUGACACCGCCUGAGCCAGUAUGAAGCGUAAGGCAGUGAUGAGGACGCCUUUAGUGCUGCAAUCUGUGAGGUCCCUGUUCUUUUGGGGGAUAACAGCUGCAAUUGAAUUGUAAGGGGUCUUCUUUUCCCUUGAGGGCCUUCCCAAAGGGUCAUAGCAGUCUCAUUUCUCUUGGCGGCCAUUGCAUAGAUAAGAGCAACCUUUGACUCGGGGUCAGUACUCUCCAGUAGCAUGUCUUCCUUUUCAACCCUCAGCUGCCAAGACUAAUAAGGUCCAGGGAAUUAGUUGGCCGUAAAAGCUGAGAGGAGCAUUGAUGAAAGGAGGUGUGAGCAACAUGCAAACAUGUGAAAAGCCAGACACCAAGUUUUCUUGCUAACUUGACUUCAAUUCCCUUUUAUUUUCAACUGCUAACACAUGUCCUGAUGCGGUACUUCUCAUUUUUAAUAAUUGCUAGCGUGCCUGCAUGAGCGGGAGCUGAUUGGUGUGUAUAAAUUUUAGACCAGAAAGAGUCUGUUAUGAUUUGAUUAGAACAAUGCAUCAUAAAAAUAUACUUCAAACA
Messenger RNA from Gossypium arboreum, 5681 nucleotides. Its product is annotated as translocase of chloroplast 120, chloroplastic-like. The record is from RefSeq and is a predicted model, not a curated record. Gene Ontology annotation, molecular function: GTPase activity; GTP binding. Gene Ontology annotation, cellular component: chloroplast outer membrane. Gene Ontology annotation, biological process: protein targeting to chloroplast. The transcript has 3 exons. NCBI's taxonomy places the organism in Eukaryota, Viridiplantae, Streptophyta, Magnoliopsida, Malvales, Malvaceae. The coding region runs from base 323 to 4708 and encodes 1461 amino acids.